CACAUCAUCACCCCUUGCUCCCCCUCCCUCUGUGUGCUUAGUCUCUGCAAGCUGCUUCAUCUUUUCUUCAUCUUUUCUUCCAUACAUUCCAUCUGUCAGCUCUCUCGAUGAUUUGUUUCCUCUUUCUGUUCAUUUAACUCAUAUGCCACACACAUACGUAUAUUGGGCUGAUUUUCUGUCGUGCGUGCCUUUUCUGGGAUGGAUUGCUCACAAAGAAGUUUAAUACUCCUUCUUUUUGCGUGCUCCGUCUUCCCAUCUCUGGGUGCUUCGGUGGAGGGGCGCAGGGAGGUACACUGUAAUGGCAUUUACCGUGGUUUCUCUGAGUGUCUCCUGCGCCUGGGAGACAGCAUGAGCCGUUACGUCGAGGAGGAGCUGGUGGAGGAGCAGGACAUAGACAACGUGUGUGCUCACUGGGACGAGUUCCACGCCUGUGGGAUGGCAGUGAUUUCGGAGUGCCGUGUGGAAGUCCAGGCUGUGUGGGACUCCCUGCGCCUCCAGUCCGAGAACCUGCGUUUCCACGGCAACCUCUACGAGGUGUGCCGGGCCCGGGAGCAGUCCAGCCAGCACCGACUCACCGGAUCGAGUGCAACCCGAGUCCAGACAAAGACGGGGUGCAUCGCUCUCGCAUUAGUCAUAGGGGGCACUCUCAUUGUGAGAGCCGAAUUGUAGAGGAGAAGGGGAGGCGACUCUGUCUGAAACACAUACAGACAGAGAUGGGGAGAGAGAACAACACAAACGUAGCCACUUGCACACUUUUUUACUGUG
Lepisosteus oculatus (spotted gar) is the source of this 765-nucleotide messenger RNA. Its product is annotated as neuritin-like. The record is from RefSeq and is a predicted model, not a curated record. Gene Ontology annotation, cellular component: plasma membrane. Lineage: Eukaryota; Metazoa; Chordata; Actinopteri; Semionotiformes; Lepisosteidae. Gene Ontology annotation, biological process: neuron projection extension; nervous system development.